This is a messenger RNA of Oncorhynchus keta (chum salmon), 4176 nucleotides long. RefSeq names its product protein FAM78B. The coding region runs from base 885 to 1670 and encodes 261 amino acids. The record is from RefSeq and is a predicted model, not a curated record. The transcript has 2 exons. NCBI's taxonomy places the organism in Eukaryota, Metazoa, Chordata, Actinopteri, Salmoniformes, Salmonidae.
CUUUCGGAGAAAAAAGGAGACAAGACAGAAUCCCUAAUGAAUCCUUAAUGUGUCUGACUUCAUCAAGCCAUGCGGCGACAAUUCGAUACAUUGAUUGUCUGAUUGGAUAGAACUGUGGUAGGCUAUAUAAUUUCUCUUUUCUUAAACAAUUGUUUUUCACCUGCUGAUUUAUCGAGGCGAGAAGCUGUUGUUCAGUCAAUUCUGCAGCGAGGAAGCAAGCGUUCAAUGAAAAAUGCGGGAAUUCUCCGCUUUGGCCUUGUUUUUAUCCAUCGUUUUACUGUCAUAGUGAGGAAUGCCGGGUGGUGUAGAUUGUCAAUGUCAUCGCUCCGAUCAAGUGCACCUUGUGAGCCGCCAGCGCCGUAUCAACAAGCAUCACGACCACCACCCGACGGGGACAUCGACACGACGCCUCUGAGUCCGCCGCUCUCCUCCGGCUUGUGACAUGACAGCCCGGGGAAGAAAGAAGAGGAUCAAGCGGCACAGACCUGCAAGCGGACGUGUGGAUUUGAAUACAAAGGCCGCGGGUAACAAUCAUUUUGAGGGGCUGGAGCCCACGGAAGCCCGGACUGCAAGAGAGGGCAGUGCCUCACAGACACCGACAGGCUACACCUGCGAUACGAGACAUAGAGAGGAUCCCAUAUCACCAACUGCUGUUAUUUCAUCUGUUCCCCUAUUCCAAGAUCAGGCCACCUAUCUGUUUUGUCUUCGUGCGUAAAUGUGGAUGGAACUGAUUGCGUUUUUGGAUAAAAUGCAUUGACUAAUGUGCCAUUUUAACUAUAGCGUCUGGAUUCAAUGGGACGUGACAGAGAUUGAUGACACAUUUAUCCCAAGUCCACAGUGUUAUCAUCCCGUCAAGUCCCCCUGACUAGAAUCCUAACCUCAUCAUGGGCUGCAUACAGAGUAUCACCUGUAAGUCGCGCAUCAAACGUGAAAACAUAGUGGUCUACGACGUUUCCGCCACUAUCGACCACUGCCCAACAAUCAUUGAGGAGAACUCGCCUAUAGUGUUGCGCUACAAGACGCCCUAUUUCAAGGCCUCUGCACGGAUAGUGAUGCCCCCUAUUCCCCGUAAUGAGACUUGGGUGGUGGGUUGGAUCCAGGCAUGCACCCAGAUGGAAUUCUACAACACCUACAACGACAUCGGCAUGUCUAGCUGGGAGCUACCAGAGUUGUGUGAGGGUCUUGUGAGGGCCAUCAGUGACUCAGAUGGGGUGAGCUACCCCUGGUACGGCAACACCACCGAGACGGUCACCCUGACGGGGCCCACCUCCAAGCCCUCUCGCUUUACCGUCAGCAUGAACGAUAACUUCUACCCCAGUGUGACCUGGGCAGUGCCCAUCAGCGACAGCAACCUUCCCCUGCUCACCUGCAUCAAGAGGGACCAGAGCUUCACCACAUGGCUGGUGGCCCUCAACACGGCCACGCGGGAGAAGAUCCUGCUGCAGACGGUCAAGUGGCGGAUGAGGGUGGACAUCUUGGUGGACCCCUCCAUGCCCCUGGGCUCCAGAGCCACCCUGAUGGGCCGGACGCACCAGGACCAGCCCCGCGUCCUAACCCGCAUGGAGCCUAUCCCCCCCAACGCCCUGGGGAGGCCCAACGCCAAUGACGCCCAGGUGCUGAUGUGGAGGCCCAGGAAGGGCCCGCCUCUGGUGGUCAUCCCUCCUAAGUAGUGAAGGAAGGAGAGAGGGAGGGGAGGUGGAACUAUGGGACCGGACAUCCAGCCAUGAUGAGAUCAAUAUGGACAGCUGCCUUAAAUCUCCACCACUGCCUUUGAGUAGAGCGGGAGAAGACCAUUGCCUGGAUCGGGUUUAAAUACAGGACAGACCCACAGACAGACCCCUGCCUUAAUAAAGUCAUUUGGCAUGGAGAAGUAAGGACGACUUGUGGGUGUGCCAGGCCCAGCAGGCUUCAGAGUAGGCUACACUCCAGGGGAGCAGCCUGUAACCUAUCGCACACCAUACUGCCUCACCGAGAUGACAGAGCAGCCAUCUUUAAUCACAGAUUGCUCUGGGUCUAUGACAGUGAUGUAGAGGGCUGUAUCUCAAAUGGAGCCCCAUUACUCUUUGGCUCUGGUUAAAGGUAAUGCAGUAUGUGGAGAAUGCGUUGCCAUGUGAGACUAGCCCAAGGUGUGAGAGGCACAAGAGUACAUGUAUGUGGCUUUAUGGGUAUAAUACAGGUGGUAUUGAGGUGUAUAAUGUAUUUUAUAUGUAAGAACAAAGAUUGUGGUACAUUUAAAGUCAGCCUUCAUGCUCAGUACAGUUACAGAAAGGGAUGGAUGUGUUACUGGGAGAGGGGAAAGACAGGGUCUCUAAAGCAAUCUACAGCAGCCCCAAUGAGAACAGCAGUGUAGGCCAGGCCAGGUAGUAGAUGAGCUUCAUUACAAACGCUAUAUAUUCAUUUUCAGAAAUGUUGGUAAAAUGAGCUUUUAUUGUUUAGAGAAAUAUUGAAAGAGAUGUGUUUUUUCACUAUCUAAUCAUGGCAUGUUCAAUGACAGACAUGCAUUUGUUUAAAUCGAUCACUUGAUGGUUUCAUUUCAGAGACAAAUUAUAUUUUUGUUGUGCAAAAUGCUAUAUAUCCACCUCACUCUCUGAGAAAUAAGUAGUUAUGCUAGGUUUUAUAGAAUGAAUUGUAACAAAUAGCUACAUUUUUAAUAAAGAAAUGUACAAAUGAUACACAUGUGAUAUCUUUAUAUAUUUUAUUUUACAAAAAUAAUUCAACAUAGUAAUAUGAGAUCUAUAUGUAAAACAUUUACAUUUGACAUUUUAGUAAUUUAGUAGAUGCUCUCAUCCAGAGCUACUUACAGUAAGUGCAUUCAUCUUAACAUCUUAAGAUAGCUAGAUGAGACAACCACAUAUCACAGUCAAAUAAACAGGAUAGAAACAUUCCAUUCAAGCUAAACAAUGGAUAUAUAGCGUUUUCCCCCCCAAAAAAACAUUUCAUACAUAUCUAAAAUCUAUGAAUAAAAAAUAUGAGAAAAGUUAUAUUUUAUACACACAUGAAGGUGAAAAAUCAUUUCUGGUGGAAAAAUACAAAUGUAAAAAAUUGGUGGAUAUAGCGUUUUGGAAAUCAAUUUUUCAGAUGCAGAAAGGAGACUGAGUGGGCCAGGCCAGGUAGUAGAUGAAGAGCAGACUGAGUGGGCCAGGUAGUAGAUGAAGAGGAGACUUAGUGGGCCAGGCCAGGUAGUAGAUGAAGAGGAGACUUAGUGGGCCAGGCCAGGUAGUAGAUGAAGAGCAGACUGAGUGGGCCAGGCAGUAGAUGAAGAGGAGACUUAGUGGGCCAGGCCAGGUAGUAGAUGAAGAGCAGACUGAGUGGGCCAGGCAGUAGAUGAAGAGGAGACUUAGUGGGCCAGGCCAGGCAGUAGAUGAAGAGGAGACUUAGUGGGCCAGGCCAGGUAGUAGAUGAAGAGCAGACUGAGUGGGCCAGGCAGUAGAUGAAGAGGAGACUUAGUGGGCCAGGCCAGGCAGUAGAUGAAGAGGAGACUUAGUGGGCCAGGCCAGGUAGUAGAUGAAGAGGAGACUGUGAAUGUAAUGGGCGUGUUCCUCUGCCCAGGUUUUGCUGACGCAUGCCAGAUCUUACAACAUGUGAAUAUUUUAAGUUUCAGCUAACCACAGCAUUAUGGUUGCGUUCCCCUGUUCAGAUGUUGCAUGCAUCAACCAAUGGUUGCAUGCCACAUCAUCAACUGUGUCAUCGACUGACAGAUUGCCAUAACAUACAGUAUAUGGUUAGCUGAUACGUAAAAUAUCUAUCUAAACGUAAGUUCUGGCAGGCGUCAGCAACGCCAGGGCAGAGGGACGCUCCCUAUGUUAUAGCAAUCUUGUCAGUCGAUGACAUAGUUAAUGACGUGGCACGCAACCAUUGGUUGAUGCAUGCAACGUCUGAACAGGGGAAUGCAACCAAUAUGAACUCCUCAUGCUGCUCAUUACUGAGGUGCAAACCAUACUAGCCUUUACACUGACACACACAUCCCGUGACUAAACACACAUGCAGACACACACUUAUGCACACAUCCCCUCUGUGACUACACCCAAGUCAUUAUCAUAAGAGGGACGAGUGGGAUAUUACAAACCAUUUGUUUAGAUUGGAGGUCAUAUCACAUACCGUGUAUGGUGGCCACUGUAUGGUGACAAACGUCCAUUGAGAGCCAGUCACUCACAGUAACAGAUGUGCCUGAGAACA